Herpailurus yagouaroundi (jaguarundi) is the source of this 2865-nucleotide messenger RNA. RefSeq names its product cholinergic receptor nicotinic beta 2 subunit (gene CHRNB2). The transcript is spliced from 6 exons. Lineage: Eukaryota; Metazoa; Chordata; Mammalia; Carnivora; Felidae. The record is from RefSeq and is a predicted model, not a curated record. Gene Ontology annotation, biological process: monoatomic ion transmembrane transport. Gene Ontology annotation, molecular function: acetylcholine-gated monoatomic cation-selective channel activity; transmembrane signaling receptor activity. Bases 282 to 1697 code for a protein of 471 amino acids. Gene Ontology annotation, cellular component: postsynaptic membrane.
UGCCCGGGUGCCGAGCGGCUCCAGAGCUGCUGGGGGCAGAGGGCCGCCCGCUUCCGCCCCGCGCACACGCGGCCUGGGCAGAAGCACGUCCCACCUGGGGACCCCCUUUCUUUCUGGGCUCCGGCGCUUCCGCCUCCGGGGCGGAGACUCCUCCCCUCUCCGUCCCAGUCGCCUUCCCGGGGAGAGCGGCCCGAACAGCCUCCGCCCGCCGGCCCCCUCCCGCAGCCCGGCCGCCCCGGCCCGCGCGGCUUCAGCACCGCGGACAGCGCCCCGCCCGCGGCAUGGCCCUGCGCUCCGGCCCCGCCGCGCUGCUGCUCGGCUGCGGCCUCCUCGGGCUGCGCGCAGGCGUCUGGGGUACUGACACGGAGGAGCGGCUAGUGGAGCACCUCCUAGAUCCUUCCCGGUACAACAAGCUCAUUCGCCCAGCCACCAAUGGCUCUGAGCUGGUGACCGUUCAGCUCAUGGUGUCGCUGGCCCAGCUCAUUAGUGUGCAUGAGCGGGAACAGAUCAUGACCACCAAUGUCUGGCUGACCCAGGAAUGGGAAGAUUACCGCCUCACCUGGAAGCCUGAGGAGUUCGACAACAUGAAGAAGGUUCGGCUCCCUUCCAAGCACAUCUGGCUGCCGGAUGUGGUCCUAUACAACAACGCCGACGGCAUGUACGAGGUGUCCUUCUAUUCCAACGCCGUGGUCUCCUACGACGGCAGCAUCUUUUGGCUGCCGCCCGCCAUCUACAAGAGCGCCUGCAAGAUCGAGGUGAAGCACUUCCCCUUCGACCAGCAGAACUGCACCAUGAAGUUCCGCUCGUGGACCUACGACCGCACGGAGAUCGACUUGGUGCUCAAGAGUGACGUGGCCAGCCUGGACGACUUCACGCCCAGUGGCGAGUGGGACAUCGUGGCGCUGCCGGGCCGGCGCAACGAGAACCCGGACGACUCCACGUACGUGGACAUCACGUACGACUUCAUCAUCCGGCGCAAGCCCCUCUUCUACACCAUCAACCUCAUCAUCCCCUGCGUGCUCAUCACCUCGCUGGCCAUCCUCGUCUUCUACCUGCCGUCCGACUGCGGCGAGAAGAUGACGCUGUGCAUCUCCGUGCUGCUGGCGCUCACCGUCUUCCUGCUGCUCAUCUCCAAGAUCGUGCCGCCCACCUCGCUGGACGUGCCGCUGGUGGGCAAGUACCUCAUGUUCACCAUGGUGCUGGUCACCUUCUCCAUCGUCACCAGCGUGUGCGUGCUCAACGUGCACCACCGCUCGCCCACCACGCACACCAUGGCGCCCUGGGUCAAGGUCGUGUUCCUGGAGAAGCUGCCCGCGCUGCUCUUCAUGCAGCAGCCGCGCCACCGCUGCGCCCGCCAGCGCCUGCGCCUGCGGCGGCGCCAGCGCGAGCGCGAGGCGGGCGCCCUCCUCUUCCGAGAAGCCCCCGGGGAGCCGGCGGGCCCGGCGCAGGGCUGCGGGCUCCGCGCGGCGGUGGACGGCGUGCGCUUCAUCGCGGACCACGUGCGCAGCGAGGACGACGACCAGAGCGUGAGCGAGGACUGGAAGUACGUCGCCAUGGUGAUCGACCGUCUCUUCCUGUGGAUCUUUGUCUUCGUCUGUGUUUCCGGCACCAUCGGCAUGUUCCUGCAGCCUCUCUUCCAGAACUUCUCCGCUGCCGCCUUCCUGCACGCGGACCGCUCGGCGCCCAGCUCCAAGUGAGGCCCUCCCUGGCCCGCGCUCCUUCGGCUCCUUUGCCCGUGCCCUCUGUUGCCAGCAGUUGGGGCGGAGGUGGGACAAGGGAGCUGGGGGCGGGGAGGGGGGGAGGCUGCCGCGGAUCCAUUCUUUCCCGCCCCCCCCCCCCGGGCCCCUCCCCAGCACCUGUGGCGGCACACGGCGGCCGGCCUGUCCCCUUGCACCGGCCAGGCAGGCUGGUGGGGCACGAAGGCUGACGAGGGAGAAUGGGGAUGUGGGCCUUCCACGCCGAGGGAGGAGUGGCAGGGGAGGGGCCGGGUCGGGGCAGGGCGGCAGGGUGGGGCCGACUCCGGCCGACCUGAUGGAGGGCCACCGGGCCUUUCGGGCGCAGGGAGGGAGGGGCCGGGGGUGGGCCUGAGUGUGGCCCGAUGGGUGGACAGCGCCUGGGCUGGGGCGUCUGCGGGGGGGGGGGGGGGGCCCCCCCGGUCGCUGGGGCCGGAUUCCGGGGGGGGGUGGCCUCCAGCCCAGCCCCACAGCCCUCCGCUCCUAAGGGGCCCCGGAGCCCCAGCUCCCUCUGCACCCCUUCCUUGCUCAGGCCAGGGUGUGGGGGGCAAGGCUGGGUAUCGGGGGAGCCUCUGAGUUCUGAGGGUGCGCAGUGCGAGCUCGCCGGCUGCUUCUGGCCCCCUGAACCGACCGGGCGUUUGGAGUCAGGAAACCAAAGCUGUCGGCUUUAAGCUGACCCAGCCUCUGUGCCCUCCGCAGAGGGCGCCGGGCAGGAAGCGGUGGCGCCACCCCAGCCCUCCCCCGCCGGCCAGACCCGAGCUGGGGUGAGGCACGCCGCGUUGCCGCCUCCGGCUCCUCACGGGGCAUGGUCUUUGCCUCUGUCCCUGGGCCCCCGGAGGCCGUGUUCGCUCCCUGCUCCCAGCGACCAGCUGGGGAACCCCUGGCCUCUCAGCCCCGUCAACAGGCCUCCGAUGGGCCUCCUGCCCCCAUCCCUGCCGUGUGAGUGGCUCCGAUUUGCGGUCCCAGCCCGUCCUCGGUGCCACGGAGGGGUCAGUCCGCCCGGCGUAGCCAAAGGGCCGGGCUCAGUGUGGAUUCCAGUCCUGGCCCACCACCUGCUCGCUCAGCCACGGGAACAAGUCUGUUCGCCCUGCUGGGCCUCGGAGCCCUCAUCUCCACCAUGGGGGCGGGACUG